AUGACGGGCGCGUCCGCGGACCCCGCGCGGCGCGAGGUCAGGGUGCGCUCGCGGGGGAAGAUGCGCGACGUCGUGUCGCAUCUCCUCGGCGUCUUCGCGGUGCGCCCCGCCCUCGCGUCGGACGAUGUCAUUCAUUCAUCUUCUCCCGUCCCGCCGUCGUCGAGUCGACUCGUCUCGUCCCCCGCCGACCCCGUCUUCCCUCCCCGCGCGCGCGCCACGUCGUCGCAGGACGCGAACGGCGACGACGGCGUCGUCGUGGUCGUCACCGCCGCGGGGCGCGCGAUCAACAAAGCGAUCGCGUGCGUCGAGAUCGUGAAGCGCCGCGUCCCGGGCCUCCAUCAGGUGCGUUCAUGUUCGCACUGGUUCCCAUACGACCGCGUCGGCGUGGUGAACGCCGUUCCUUAA
Messenger RNA from Micromonas pusilla CCMP1545, 405 nucleotides. RefSeq lists its product as uncharacterized. The transcript has a single exon. Gene Ontology annotation, biological process: tRNA 5'-leader removal. NCBI's taxonomy places the organism in Eukaryota, Viridiplantae, Chlorophyta, Mamiellophyceae, Mamiellales, Mamiellaceae. Gene Ontology annotation, molecular function: RNA binding. Bases 1 to 405 code for a protein of 134 amino acids. Gene Ontology annotation, cellular component: ribonuclease MRP complex. The record is from RefSeq and is a predicted model, not a curated record.